Mauremys reevesii (Reeves's turtle) is the source of this 4769-nucleotide messenger RNA. RefSeq names its product A-kinase anchor protein 17B. The transcript is spliced from 6 exons. The coding region runs from base 467 to 3175 and encodes 902 amino acids. Lineage: Eukaryota; Metazoa; Chordata; Testudines; Geoemydidae. Gene Ontology annotation, molecular function: RNA binding. The record is from RefSeq and is a predicted model, not a curated record.
AUAUCUUUUCCUCACUUCCUGCUUCAGGAUGUUUAUAUAGUUGUAAAGAGAUAAUUAGCAUUUCCAGUUUUAUUUUUAAGAUAAAUUAUAGAUUAAAAAAAAGUUUUAGGCUAAUCUAGCGGUUGGUUUAACCAGCAGUAAAUUAACCUAUUUUUUCCCCUUUGUGAGAAGAGAAGAUCCAGUUAGAUAAGGAAAGAACUGAAGACAAACUAGUCUGUACAAACAUGUCAGAACCCCGGCCUUGAUGGCAUCUCGGUGGAAUUCCACAAAGGUUUCAAGAACAGUUAACAACCAGUUAUUAUACAUUUAUGAAUCAGCAGUGAAGGAUAAUUUAUUAGUACAGAGUGUAAGAACUCAUCUUAUCUCACUGAUUCUGGUGCUUGAAAGGGACGCUGAAUGAUGGAUGAACGAUCACCUGACUUCCCUAAUAAAGAUUGCAAAAUCCUAGCUGAGGGUAUUGGACACAAUGACAAUCACUGUAGUGUAUGAUAACUCUGAAGCUAUGGAGCUCUGUGCUUCUCAGCAUCUGUAUCUUAAACCAGUAGCAAAACUGACUAUCAAUGUGGUGUUUCCAGAACACACAGAAUCUACCCGAUCUUUCUCUAAGUGGGAAGUGAUGGACAAGCUGAAGAACAUGAUUUGUCCAGACCAAUUUACUACUGUUAGGGUUUCAAAGAGCACUAAGGAUUUCAUUCGAUUUGAGGGAGAGGCAGAAACUAAAAGGUUGAUCCUCACACUUAAGGAAAAACUGCAUGGAAAGGUAAUAAAACUGAAUGGUUUUAAAGAUGACUUGAAGGUGAUGGCCACCGAGGCACAUGCUGACCUUCCAACUCCACAAGAGUGGGCAUCUUACCUGAAUAAAAGAGAGAUUACGAAUGAAGACCUUACUGAGCAAACCGCUGAUAUUCCUGAUUGCAUCUAUUUUGAAGGUUUGCCAUGCAAAUGGUUUGCACUAAAGGGCUCAAAUAGUGAAAAGCCGAGUGAAGAUGUUUUAAGAGUGGUGUUCGAAAGCUUUGGAAAGAUCAAGAACAUAGAUAUCCCUAUGCUUGACCCUUAUAGAGAAGAAAUGGUGGGAGGAAAUUUAAAUAACUUCCUUUUUGGAGGUCUACAGACAUUUGAAGCUUUUGUCCAGUACCAAGAGUACACGGCUUUUGUGAAAGCUAUGGAGUCACUUAGGGGAAUGAAGCUGAUGUUUAAAGGGGAUGAUGGAAAAGCUCUGGCAUGUAACAUGAAGGUGACUUUUGAUACAACCAAACAUUUCAGCAAAGGAGCUAUCAAAAAGAGAAGGCUGGAAAGACACAAGCUGCAAGAGCUAGAGCAAGAAAGAAAAAGGGAAAAAAAGAGAGAGGAAGAGGAGGCUGCAAGAAAAAGACGUGAUGAUGAAAAAAUUGCUCGAGAAAGAAAAAGGAAGGCUAAGCUCAAGAGGAGAGAACACAGGCAGAUAGAUCGGGAUGAGAAACGCCCAAGAAAGCAGCAGAAGGUAACAGCUGAAGAAGAGCAGUGGCCAGAGAAUAUGCCUGAAUGGGAAGAGAGGAAAUAUCUACUAGCUCAGAGAAGAGUGGAGUCUAUAAGGCUGCUUACAGUGCUGUUAAGCCGAGUAAAAGAUUUUGCACAGUUGACCAGCCAAAAAGUGGAGCCCUUGCUGUACCCUGAAGAGAUAAGAAAGGAUUGCUUUCCUGAGACGGAGUUACGAAAUACACAGACAGAGCAGAGAGAAUCCCGUUAUCUUCUACACAAAGAACUGAAGGAUAAGAAAAAAUUUAGCAAUCAGUUCUUCCAAACGGGUAACACCUCUUUUAGUGAGGAAGAGGUGCCAAGUAAUCUACCUGCAUCACCUUGUCAUCUUGUGAGAACGAUCUUAAAUGAUCCAACUGCAGCAAGCACUGAUAAAUUAACUGGCAGGGAUGCAUACAGCUCCUCUGGCUGUGGGUCUUUACAGAUUACAGUUACUCAAGACUGCAAGGUUAUAGAAUCCUGUGAGAGAGAAGACUGUCCUCCUUUGAAGACAGUGCACUCUGGAAAAGUGUCUGGUACAGGGUACUGCAAAAAGCAAAAGAUUUAUGAAACUGACGAGUUUAUACAUUACUUAUUAAACUAUUAUCAAACUCCAAGCUACGCACGUGUCUGCCUAGAGCCAAAAAGCACCGUUAGCAAGUCUUGGUGGCAGAGGAUAGUGUCUGAUAAUGGGAAUGGCUUUCAGAUCAACUUGAAGAACAAAUAUGGGCGACGCUUUACGGAAGUGAGUUUUGUACAAAACCCUGACAAGGGAAAUUGUAGUGGGGAUGAUAAUUACAGAUGGGAGAUCAUGAUUCGGAAAUCUGAGCCUACAGAGAAUGUGUCAAAAAACAAGGCCUAUGCUGGAGGGUUUACAACAAAAUUCCAAGUACAGUGGAAUGACUCACUUGAUAUUGCUAAUUUACCAUAUGCUGAAUUUAAUAAUUCUUCUUUUGGAGGCACUAAUACUAGUCAUGAUAAAGAAUCCAAAGACGACAAUAACAGAAGAGAAGUUGCCCCACCAUACACAUACAAAUUCAGGGAUUUAAUGGAAGAGAUCAGGAGUGAUUCUGAGUAUUUUAGUGAGGCAAAGAGAACAGAAAAAAAAUAUAAAGAUGUUUACAGUGAUGGCAAUAAAGCAUGGUCCCUCCCAAGAGAAAUGGAGAGAAAAUUCCUUGUCUGUGUCAAAAACGUAGGUCAAAAUUCUCCAGAAAAUGAAUCCAGCAAAUGUAGCUUCUGUUCAAAUUCUAACCCUGGUGGUUUGACAAAGCAGUGUAGACAUAAGCUUAAAAAAUCGUACAAGAGGUGCAGUAGUAAAUUGAGACACGAAGGGCGAAAAAGUGAGUGGAAAUCCAGUGAAGAAACUAUAAAUACCCACAAAAAGAAGAAAAAGAGAAAAAAGCCCUCCCCUACCAUUUUACCUGAUGAACGUGGCUUCUCUGAAAUGGAGAGUUGGAGACAGUUGGAAUCUCUAAAAAAGAUACAGAGAAAAUGUAGCAAAAUGUUCCGCCAUAAGAUGAAAUUCAAAACACUUCAUGUGAUGGCAGCAGCAUCAAAGGAUGCCAUCCAUGCCGAUGCCUCUCCGCUUCAGAGAUCUCGCCAAAGGGCAGGAGAUGAGAGGAAAUUAACACUGAGGAAAGAGAUGGAUGCAGAUGUUGGAGGAUGUCCUGUUUCCUGUUGAGUUAAUUUAGACAAAUCCAUGCUCUGAUGCUGUCUGUGGAGCAGAACCCAAAAGAGAAUGCUGAAUAGUUGCUAGCUAAUGGCAAUGGGGUCUUGAAGCUGCUCACAAAAGCCCCCCGCUCCAAAAACAAACAAACAAAAAAAACCCUUUUAUAUGGCUCUAAGAAGUGAACUGUAAGGCCAAGUUUUUAGUGCAAUGGUUCCCAGACUUGUUCUGCUGCUUGUGCAGGGAAAGUCCCUCGGCCUGCACCGCUUCCAGCAGCUCCCAUUGGCCCGGAGCAGUGAACCGCAGCCACUGGGAGCUGCGAUCGGCCAAACCUGCAGACGCAGCAGGUAAACAAACCGGUCUGGCCCGCCAGGGGGCUUUCCCUACACAAGCGGCAGAACAAGUUUAGUGAUUAUAGGCAGUCUAAAAUAGUCUUGUUUUGAUUAGACUCCUGUAAUGCAUGCUGGAGUGGGAGGACAGUGGAACAAUCUACUUAGUACAAGCUACAAAAAUAGAAUCUGUAUGGAUUUGGCACUGAUAUGAAAAAAGACCAAAAAGUUACCCAAGUGCAUGACACAAGCUAUUGUGAACCAAUUGCUGAGAGUUUUGAAGCUUAAUGGGUUGAAACCUCUGAGUGGCCACCCAGCUGAGUCCAGGGGAGCCAUAAAACAUUUGCAUUCUGGUAUCUAGUAAUUAUUAUAGUUGAAUUGAUUUCACAAAACCACUUAUACAUAGAUGGGAUAAAUCCUGAAGUAACCAUAUAUUCAGAGUGCCUCCUCAGUCAUAUUGUUAAUAUGAUGGGAUGGCAAAAGGGUGGGGUAUGGCAACCUUGCAAUUCAGUUGUCAGGGGAAAAAAAAAAAGGUGAAAACUUGCAAUGAGUUUCUAAAUUAGAGAAAAUACACCCUAGUACAUGUUAACCUUCUGCGAGCAGCUACACUGGGAAAGUUCCUCAGCAUUCAGUUAAAAUUCUAGGAAUGAGCCAGAAAACUUGACAUUUUCUUGGGCUGAUCUAAAUCAUUACACUGCCACUAGAUUUAGCAUUCCUGAGAUGUUGAGGGAGGAUAUUCCAGACAAAGCUCUAAACGAUGAACAAUGAAAGGGGAUGAUUUCAGCAUGUUGAUCAUCAGCAUGAAAGGUUACCUUCAAUACAGAGUGAAAAUUGCUCGCAGGAUUUCUAAGACGCACCUUUCUGGAGGCACAAGCAGUGAGACAGCUACUUAGUUCAAGGUAGUUUACAGAUAAUUCCCAGAGAAGACUUCAUUUUCAAAAUGUUGCUAACUUCUAUAAAUCUCUGCUGCAUGGAGACAUAAUGUGAAAAUGCAGACUAGAAGCUUGGACUAAUAUCUACAUUUGUUCAGUUCUCUCUAUUUAGAAGAUAGCCACAGCUGCUCUUGGACAAAUUCCCUCAUGAAGAUGUAGAUGGAAAUGGAACAGAUUCUGGUCUGAAUUUAGACCAACAUACUUCCUGUUUCAGGUUUCAUUUUAGUAUGCUUUAUUUAUUACAUGUCAAGAUACUAAAUGUGAUGUAGCUCCCUUCAUUACAGAGCAUAUCAUUCAUGUUUGUAACCUCUGCUCUAAUAAAGUAGUAGUAAAAAUGUUUGCAGUUUU